UUUAUUUAUCAUUUUCCUCAGAAUGAAUAUCCUCCUCUCGUCUGUUCUUAUAUUGAGUUAGUGCACAUAGUCGAUGGGACGUCCUGUAACCUCUAACUCUCUGAAACCACAGGGUAACUCCUGGCUCCAUGUGGGCACAGACCAGCCCUUCAAGUCUAUUUGCAUAGGAGGAGGCCACCAGGUGUGGGCCAUCGCCAGGGACGGUGCCGUCUUCUACCGGGGCUCCGUGUCUGCCCACAAUCCAGCUGGUGAGUGCUGGUAUCACAUACCAGCUCCCCCAAAGCAGACGCUCAGGCAGGUGUCUGUAGGCAGGACCUCCGUUUAUGCUGUGGAUGAAAACAGUAAUCUGUGGUACAGAGAGGGUUUGACACCCAGCUAUCCUCAGGGUUCUGCAUGGGAACUCAUCUCAAGUAAUGUGUGUAAGGUGUCUGUUGGACCACUGGACCAGGUUUGAAACCUUUUACUUCCCGUUAAAACCACUAAUGAACAUUUUAUCUUACAUAGACAAAUACAGUGAA
Sinocyclocheilus rhinocerous is the source of this 518-nucleotide messenger RNA. RefSeq names its product tectonin beta-propeller repeat-containing protein 1-like. NCBI's taxonomy places the organism in Eukaryota, Metazoa, Chordata, Actinopteri, Cypriniformes, Cyprinidae. The record is from RefSeq and is a predicted model, not a curated record. Gene Ontology annotation, cellular component: lysosomal membrane; autophagosome membrane. Gene Ontology annotation, biological process: autophagosome maturation. The transcript has 3 exons. The coding region runs from base 74 to 454 and encodes 126 amino acids. Gene Ontology annotation, molecular function: phosphatidylinositol-3-phosphate binding.